UGGGCUCCCGGCAGCGGGACCCCGCCGCGCACCCCUAUCCCGCGCGCCGAGCGUCCCACGAGCAGCGCCGCGCUCUCCACGAUGCCCGGGGCGCCGCUCCUGCGGCUGCUGGUGGCCGUGGUCUCCGCGGCUGCGGCGGUGGCCGGUGCGCCCGGGACGGCGCUGCACCCCGCCACGGGGGACGCCACCCUGGCCUUCGUCUUCGAUGUCACCGGCUCCAUGUGGGACGACCUGAUGCAGGUGAUUGACGGCGCCUCGCGCAUCCUGGAGCGGACCCUGAGGAGCCGCAGCCAGGCCGUCGCCAACUACGCGCUGGUGCCCUUCCACGACCCAGAUAUCGGCCCAGUGACGCUCACGGCGGACCCAGUGGUGUUCCAGAAGGAGCUGCGAGAACUCUAUGUGCAGGGAGGUGGCGACUGCCCCGAGAUGAGCGUGGGGGCCGUCAAGGCUGCCGUGGAGGUCGCCAACCCCGGCUCCUUCAUCUAUGUCUUCUCGGAUGCCCGCGCCAAGGACUAUCACAAGAAGGACGAGCUGCUGCGGCUCCUGCAGCUGAAGCAGUCGCAGGUGGUCUUUGUGCUGACGGGGGACUGUGGUGACCGUACCCACCCUGGCUACCUGGCCUACGAGGAGAUCGCCUCCACCAGCUCCGGGCAGGUGUUCCACCUGGACAAGCAGCAAGUGGCGGAGGUGCUGACGUGGGUGGAGUCUGCGAUCCAGGCCUCCAAGGUGCACCUGCUGUCCACAGACCAUGAGGCGGGGGGCGAGCACACGUGGAGACUUCCUUUCGACCCCAGCCUCAAGGAGGUCACCAUCUCCCUGAGCGGGCCUGGGCCUGAGAUCGAAGUCCGAGAUCCGCUGGGGCGGAUCCUCCAGAAGGACGAGGGUCUCAACGUGCUCCUCAGCAUUCCCGACUCCGCCAAGGUGGUGGCCUUUAAGCCCAAGCACCCUGGGCUGUGGUCCAUCAAGGUCUACAGCAGCGGCCGCCACUCGGUGAGGAUCACGGGCAUCAGCGACAUCGACUUCCGAGCCGGCUUCUCCACGCAGCCCUCUCUGGACCUCAACCACACCAUCGAGUGGCCCUUGGAAGGCGUCCCCAUCUCCCUGGUGAUCAACGCCACGGGCCUGCAGGCACCCGGCCGGCUGGACUCCGUGGAGCUCUCGCACAACUCGGGGCGGCCCCUCCUGACUUUGCCGGUGCAGCCCCUUUCCAAUGAGUCCACUCCUCAGCUGUGGGCCGGGGCGCCCUUCCACGCCCCCAAGGAGCGCUUCUACCUCAAAGUGAAGGGCAAGGAUCAGGAGGGAAACUCCCUCCUUCGCGUGUCCGGGGUUUCCUACAGUGGGGUGGCUCCAGGUGCCCCCCUGGUCAGCAUGCCAGCCCGGGUCCACGGCUACCGGCACCAGCCCCUGCUGAUCUCCUGCUCCGUGCACAGCGCCCUCCCAUUCCGGCUGCAGCUUCACCGCGAUAGGGUCCGGCUGGGCGAGGAGAGGCACUUCCUGGAGUCGGGGAACAGCAGCUGGGAGAUCCCGCGGGCCUCCAAGGCCGAAGAGGGGACCUACGAGUGCACAGCGGUCAGCAGUGCUGGGGCCGGCCGGGCCAGGGCCCAGAUUGUCGUCACAGAUCCACCGCCGCAGCUGGUCCCUGCCCCCAACGUGACCGUGUCCCCAGGGGAAACCGCUGUCCUAUCCUGCCAAGUCCUAGGUGAUGCGCCCUACAAUCUGACGUGGGUCCGGGACUGGCGAGUCCUGCCUGCUUCCACGGGCCGAGUCACCCAGCUGGCCAAUCUGUCCCUGGAGGUCAGUGCGGUUGUCCCCAGUGACAGCGGGCGGUACCAGUGCAUGGCCAGCAACGCCAACGGGGCCACGAGGGCGUCCACCUGGCUCCUGGUGCGAGAAGCACCUCGGGUGAGCAUUGACACCAGGGCCCAGCGCUUCUCCCAGGGUGUGGAGGUGAAGGUCAGCUGCUCAGCCUCAGGGUACCCUGCACCCCACCUCUCCUGGAACCGUGAGGGCCUCGCCCUGCAAAAGGACGGCAGAAUCCGUGUGGAUCCCCAGGGAACCCUGAUCAUCCAGGGAGUAGCCCCAGAGGAUGCCGGGAAUUACACCUGCUGGGCUGCUAAUGAAGUGGGCACAGAUGAGGAGACGGUCACCCUGUACUACACAGAGCCCCCGUCGGUGUCCGCUGUGAACACCAUGGUGCUUGCCGCCGUGGGGCAGGAGGCUGUGCUGGGGUGCACGGCCGCAGGGGUGCCCCCACCCCGGGUCGUCUGGUAUCGAGGGGAUCUGGAAGUGAUCCUGGCCCCUGAGGGCUCCAGCUCGGGGACUCUGCGGAUCCCCUCGGCUCAGGAGAGGGAUGCUGGGGUCUACACCUGCCGGGCUGUCAACGAGCUGGGCUCCGUCUCUGCAGAAGUGCAGCUGGAGGUUGGACAUGCCCCCCGGCUGAUGGAGCUGCCCCGGGACAUCACGGUGGAGCUGGGCAGGAGCGCCUUCCUGGCCUGCCGGGCCACCGGCCUCCCGCCCCCGAUGGUCACCUGGCGCCGUGGAGACGGCCGGCCCCUGGGGCCCCGGCGGGGCAGUGGGCCCGGGCUGCCGGACUCAGGAGUGCUGUUCAUUGAAAGUGCGGCCCCGGAGGACCAGGCCACCUACGUCUGUGAGGCUCAGAACGUCUUUGGGAAGGCCCAAGCCAAGACCCAGCUCAGCGUCACUGGACACGCACCCCCCCAGAUCGCCGGCACCGCCUCCACCGUGCGCGUCCUGGAGGGCCAGCCCGCGUCCCUGCCGUGCGUCAUCCUGGCGGGGAGGCCGCUCCCAGAGAGGCGCUGGCUCAGGGCCAGCCGCCCUCUCCCAGCAGUUGGCCGGGGCUCUGUCCGGGCCGACGGCAGCCUCCACUUUGACCGGGCGCUGCAGGAGGACGCGGGCAUCUACAGCUGCGUGGUCACCAACUCGGCCGGCUCCCAGCACCGCGACGUGGAGCUGAUCGUCCAGGUGCCACCAAGAAUCUACCCCGUUGCCACCCACCACGUCACCAGCGAGGGGGUUCCAGCCUCUCUGCCUUGUGCCGCCUCGGGAGUUCCCACCCCGACCAUCACCUGGACCAAGGAAACCAAAGCCCUGACCUCCAGGGGCCCCGACUACAAUGUGAGCAAGGACGGCACCCUGCUCAUCGCCUGGCCGUCCCCACGGGACGCGGGGACCUACGUGUGCACGGCCACCAACGCCGUCGGCUUCUCCAGCCAGGAGAUGCGGCUUUCAGUCAACACCAAGCCCAGGAUCCAGGUGAACGGGUCACAGGACGCAGACUCGCCAAUCAGAGUCACAGCCAAGACUGGCGAAGAGGUGACCCUGGACUGUGAGGCGCAGGGCUCCCCACCGCCCCUGGUCACCUGGACAAAGGACGCCCACCCUCUGCUGCCCAGCACCGACAGUCACACCCUCCUUCCGUCCGGCUCCCUGCGCCUGGCGCCCGCCCGGGUGGGUGACGACGGCCACUACGAGUGCACCGCCAGCAACCCCGCGGGGUCCGCCUCCCGGCGCUAUGUCCUCGGGCUGCAAGUGCCCCCGCAGGUGCAGUCAGGGCCACAGGUCCUGAAGGCCCUGGUGGGGGAAGCCCUGGAUCUGAACUGUGUGGCCGAGGGCAACCCGGAGCCGCAGCUGAGCUGGUCCAAGGAUGGGGCGGCCUUGCCUGGAGCGGGGCCCGCGGGCUCGGUCCACUUUGCUGCCGUGCAGACCUCGGACGCCGGGCUGUACCGCUGCGAGGCCUCCAGCCCCGCAGGGACGGACGCCUGGGAGCUGCAUCUCAGGGUGCUGGAGCCUCCACACUGGGUGGCCGACAACAGCAGCCUGGUGGAGCGAGUGGCCGGGGAGAACGCCAGCCUCCUGUGCCCGGCUCGAGGGACGCCUAAGCCGCAGGUCGUGUGGCGCAAGGGCCCGUCCUCAGAACCCCUGAGUGGCCGGCCGGGCAUGGCGGUGCUGGACGAUGGGUCCCUGCUCCUGUCCUCGGUCUCGCCCACGGACAGCGGAGACUACGAGUGCCAGGCCACCAAUGAGGCAGGCUCCGCGUCCAGGAGAGCCAAGCUGGUGGUCUACGUGCCCCCCAGCAUCCGGGAGGAUGGGCGCAAGGGUGACUUGUCAGGCGUGGCUGGGCAGCCGCUUUCUCUGGAGUGUGAUGCAAAUGGCUUUCCAACCCCUGAGGUCGUGUGGCUCAAGGACGGGCAGCCGAUCCCUGAGGCCGGCAGCCACCGCCUCCUCCACGGGGGCCGGACCCUCCACUUCCCCAGGACCGAGGAGGCCAAUUCGGGCCUCUACUCCUGCCGGGCGGAGAACCAGGCGGGGAGCGCCCAGAGGGACAUCCAUCUCCUGGUGCUCAUCCCCCCAUCCAUGCUGGGGGCUCGGGCUGCCCAGGAGGUGCGAGGCCUGGCUGGUGCUGACAUGGAGCUGGAGUGUCGGACCUCGGGGGUCCCCACGCCCCAGGUGGAGUGGACCAAGGACGGACAGCCCGUCCUUCCGGGAGACCCUCACACGCAGCUCCAGGAGGACGGCCAGGUCCUCAGGAUCACCAGCAGUCACCUAGGGGACGAGGGGCGGUACCAGUGCAUCGCUUUCAGCCCGGCGGGCCAGCAGACCAAGGAUUUCCAGCUCCAUGUCCACUCACCCCCUACCAUCUGGGGCUCCAAUGAGACGGGCGAGGUGGCCGCCAUGGAGGGACACCCGGUGCGGCUCCUCUGCGAGGCCCGAGGGGCCCCCACCCCCGACAUCACCUGGUUCAAGGACGGGGCCCCGCUCCCCGCCAGCACCGAGGUGGUCUACGCCAGGGGCGGCCGGCAGCUGCAGCUGGGACGGGCCCAGGGAUCAGACGCCGGCAUCUACACCUGCAAGGCCAGCAACCCUGUGGGCGUCAUGGAGAAGGCCACCCGGCUGGCGGUUUAUGUCUCACCCACCAUCGAGGGUGCCAGCGGAGGGCCGUACGUGGUGCAGGCCGUGGCCGGGAGGCCCUUGGCACUGGAGUGUGCGGCCAGAGGCUUCCCGCCCCCCACCGUGUCCUGGCAGCACGAGGGGCUGCCGCUGGCCGAGAGCAACGGGACGUGGCUGGAGCCGGACGGCGCGCUGCGGCUGCGGAGCCUGGCGGAGGCAUCCGGGGGCCUGUACAGCUGCGUGGCCAGCAGCCCCGCAGGCGAGGCCGUGCUGCAGUACGCCGUGGACGUGCAGGUGCCCCCACAGCUCCUGGUGGCUGAAGGCUUGGGCCAGGUGACCGCCAUCGUGGGACAGCCCCUGGAGCUCCCGUGCAGGGCCUCGGGCUCCCCGGUGCCCGCCAUCCAGUGGUUGCAGAAUGGCCGCCCUGCCGCGGAGCUGGCCGGAGUGCGGGUAGCUGCGCAGGGAACCACGCUGCACAUUGACCGUGUGGAGCUGGGCCAUGCCGGCCUCUUCGCCUGCCAGGCCACCAACGAUGCGGGCACCGCAGGGGCCGAGGUGGAGGUGUCUGUGCAUGAGCUCCCGUCCGUUGACAUCAUCGGGGGUGAGAACAUCACAGCCCCUUUCCUGCAGUCUGUGACCCUCCAGUGUGUAGGGGCUGGCAUGCCUCCCCCAAGCCUCCACUGGUGGAAGGAUGGGGUGGCCCUGGCAACCUCAGGCGGGACCCUGCAGAUCGAGAAGGUGGACCUGAGGGACGAAGGCAUCUACAGCUGCGUGGCCACGAACCUGGCUGGGGAGAGCAAGAGGGACGUGGCGGUCAAGGUCUUGGUGCCCCCCAGCAUCGAGCCAGGCCCCACCAGCCAGGCGGUGCUGGAGAACGCAUCCUUGACCUUGGAGUGCCUGGCCUCGGGGGUGCCUCCUCCCGAUGUCUCUUGGUUUAAGGGCCGCCAGCGCAUCUCCGCCCAGACAGGGGUGACAGUCUCCGCUGACGGAAGAAGCCUCCGCAUUGAGCGAGCCCGGCUUUCUGAUGCUGGGAGCUACCGCUGUGUGGCUGCCAAUGUAGCAGGCAACACAGAACUUCAGUUUGGCGUCCGGGUCCAUGUGCCUCCCCGAAUCACUCUGCCGCCCAGCCUGCCAGGCCCGGUGCUGCUCGGCGCCCCUGUCCGGCUGACCUGCAAUGCCUCCGGCGUCCCCAGCCCCACGCUGAUAUGGCUGCAGGAUGGAAAUCCUGUGUCACCCUCAGGGACCCCUGGCCUCCAGGUCUUCCCUGGGGGCCGGGUCCUUGCCUUGGCCAGUGCCCGGACCUCUGACUCAGGCAGCUACUCCUGCGUGGCCGUGAGUGCUGUGGGCGAAGACCGCCGGGAUGUGACCCUGCAAGUCUAUGUGCCCCCCAGCAUCCUCGGUGAAGAGCUGACCAUCUCUGUCCUGGCCAACGAGUCUGUGACCCUGGAGUGCCGCAGCCAUGCUGUGCCCGCUCCCGAGCUGAGCUGGUGGAAGGACGGGAGGCCCCUGCAGCUGCGGCCCAGCGUCCGUCUCUCCGAGGACAAGGCCCUGCUGGAGGUGUCCAGGGCGGAGGUGGGGGACACCGGCCGCUACACCUGCGAGGCUCUGAACCACGCUGGCCGCUCCGAGAAGCACUUCGACGUGAACGUCUGGGUGGCUCCAGCGUUCCCCUGGAGGGAGCCCCGCACCCUGGCUGUGACCGAGGGGCAGCCCGCCAGGCUGUCCUGCGAGUGCCGAGGCGUGCCCUUCCCCAAGGUCGCCUGGAGCAAGGACGGUCAGCCGCUGCCGGGGGAGGGGCCUGCCGGAGAGCAGGUGUCGGCGGUGGGCCGGCUGCUGUACCUGGGACGGGCACAGCCAGCACAGGAGGGGACGUACACGUGCGAGUGCAGCAACGCGGCCGGAAACAGCAGCCAGGAACAGCGGCUGGUGGUGCACGCUCCCCCCCAGAUCGCCGGCCCCCGGGAGCCCCUCACGCACGUGUCGGUGCUGCAGGGCGGGGAGGCUACUCUGGACUGCAACGCUACGGGGAGGCCACCGCCGGCGGUGACCUGGGAGCGGGACGGGCGGCCCGUGGGGGCCGAGCCCGACCUGUGGCUGCGGAACCAGGGCCGGAGCCUGCAGGUGCAGCGGGCGCGGGUCGCCCACGCGGGACGGUACAGCUGCGUGGCCGAGAACGCGGCGGGGCGCGCCGAGCGGAGGUUCGCGCUGUCCGUGCUGGUGCCUCCAGUGCUCGCGGGAGGCGAGGACUCUCUGACCAACGUCACUGCUGCUUUGCACGGCCCCUUGACUCUGCUCUGCGAAGCCACAGGGGUCCCGCCCCCCGAAGUGCGCUGGUUCCGAGAGGAGGAGCCCAUCCGGCCCCGGGAGGAUGCCUACCUGUUGGCGGGCGGCUGGAUGCUGAGGGUGACCCAGGCUCAGGAGCAGGACCGAGGUCUCUACUCGUGCCUGGCCAGCAACGAGGCCGGGGAGGCGCGGAGGAACUUCAGUGUGGACGUCCUGGUUCCCCCCACUAUAGAGAGUGAGGGCUUGGAGGAGGUGACCAGGGUGCCCGAGGGACAGACCGCCCAGCUGACCUGCAAUGCCACAGGCCACCCACAGCCCAACAUCACCUGGUUCAAAGACGGCCGGCCCCUGGCUGGCGGAGACGCCCACCACAUCUCCCCAGACGGAGCCCACCUGUGGGUCCCCCAGGCCAACCUGUCCCAUGCCGGCCACUACUCCUGCAUUGCCAGCAACGCCUUGGGGGAGAAGACCAAACACUUCCAGCUCAGCGUGCUGGUGCUGCCCACCAUCCUGGGGGCGACCGAGGACGCUGCUGAUGAGGAGGUGAUCGUGACCAUCAACAACCCCAUCUCUCUGAUCUGCGAGGCGCUGGCCUUCCCUGCCCCCAACAUCACCUGGAUGAAGGACGGGGUCCCUUUUGAGGCUUCCAGGAACAUCCAGCUGCUCCCAGGCACCCGCGGGCUGCAGAUCUUGAAUGCCCAGAGGGAGGACGCGGGCCAGUACACCUGCGUGGUCACCAACGACCUGGGGGAGGCCACGAAGAACUACCACGUGGAAGUACUCAUCCCCCCUUCCAUCUCCAAAGACGACCCCGCAGGGGAGCUGGGGGUGAAGGAGGUGAAGACCAAGGUCAACAGCACCUUGACCCUGGAGUGUGAGUGCUGGGGCUCCCCCCCGCCCGCCAUCAGCUGGUACAAGGAUGGACAGCCCGUGACCCCUGGCCAGCACCUGCGCAUCUUGGGCGAGGGCCGCCUGCUCCAGAUCCAGCCCACACGGGUCUCGGACUCGGGGCGGUACCUGUGCGUGGCCACUAACGUGGCCGGGGAAGACGACCAGGACUUCAACGUGCUCAUCCAGGUGCCGCCUAUGUUCCAGAGGGUGGGCGAGCCCAGUGCCACCCUUGAGACCUUGUCCCAGGAGGAGGAGGCCCGGGGCGAGGUGACGGAAUACCGAGAGGUGGUGGAAAACAACCCGGCCUACCUGUACUGCGACACCAACGCAGUCCCACCGCCCGAGCUCACCUGGUACAGGGAGGACCAGCCCCUCUCCGCCACCGACGACCGGGUCUCCGUGUUGCAAGGCGGCCGGGUCCUGCAGCUGUCCCUGGUGCGGGCGGAGGAUGCUGGGAGGUUUUCCUGCAAAGCCGCCAACGAGGUGGGCGAGGACUGGCUGCACUACGAGCUGCUGGUGCUGACCCCGCCUGUGAUCCUGGGUGACACUGAGGAGCUGGUGGAGGAGGUGACCGUCAACGCCAGCAGCACUGUCAGCCUACGGUGCCCGGCCCUGGGCAACCCGGAGCCCACCCUGUCCUGGCUGCAGAACGGGCUGCCUCUCUCCCCGAGCCCACGGCUGCAGGUGCUGGAGGACGGGCAAGUCUUGCAGGUGUCCACGGCAGAAGUGGCCGACGCUGCCAGCUACAUGUGUGUGGCCGAGAACCAGGCGGGCUCUGCGGAGAAGCUGUUCACCCUCAGGGUCCAAGUGCCACCACGAAUCACAGGCCAGAACCUGGAGCAGGUCACCGCCAUCCUCAACAGCAGCAUCUCCCUCCCCUGUGAGGUCCUUGCUCACCCGGCCCCCGAGGUCACCUGGUACAAGGACAGCGAGGCCCUGUCCCUGGGGGAAGAGGUUUUCCUCCUGCCUGGCACCCACACGCUGCGGCUGCCCCGGGUGCAGCCCUCAGACUCCGGGACCUACCUGUGCGAGGCUCUCAACGCAGCCGGCCGUGACCAGAAAGUGGUGGAGCUCAGCGUGCUGGUGCCCCCCACCUUUAGGCAGGCUCCUGACCGCCCCCAGGAGGCGAUCCUCGUCCGCGCCGGGGAGAAGGCCGUCCUUAACUGUGAGACAGACUCGCUCCCAGAGCCAGUCGUGUCCUGGUACAAGGAUCAGCAGCCCCUGGCCCUGGGGCCAAGGGUGCAGGCGCUGCAUAACACACAGAGGCUGGAGAUCCUGGCGUCCCAGGUGUCCGACAAAGGUUCAUACAGCUGUAAAGUCAGCAAUGCUGCUGGGGAGGCCACGCGGACCUUUGUCCUCACCGUCCAGGUGCCCCCAACAUUUGAGAAUCCCAAGACAGAGACAGUGAGCCAGGUGGCUGGGAGACCCCUGGUCCUGACCUGUGAUGUGUCUGGAGUCCCUGCACCUGCUGUAACUUGGCUGAAGGACAGAAUGCCUGUAGAGAGCAGCGUGGUGCACGGCGUGGUCUCCCGGGGCGGCCGCCUGCAGCUGAGCCGCCUGCAGCCCUCCCAGGCCGGCACCUACACGUGCGUGGCCGAGAACGCCCAGGCCGAGGCCCGCAAGGACUUCGUGGUGGCCGUGCUGGAGGCUCCCCGGAUCCGGAGCUCGGAUGCGCCGCAGGAGCACAGCCUGCUGCAGGGCCAGGAGGCGCGGCUGGACUGCGAGGCCCAGGGGCAGCCGCCGCCCGACGUGGUCUGGCUGAAGGAUGGCGCCCCGCUGCAGCAGGGCGUGGGCCCCCACCUCCGGUUCUACCUGGACGGCAGCUCGCUGGUGCUCAAGGGCCUGCGGGCCUCCGACUCUGGCGCCUACACUUGCGUGGCCCGCAACUCAGCCGGGGAGGAUGCCAGGCUGCACGCGGUCACCGUGCUGGUCCCUCCCACCAUCGAGCAGGAGGCAGGCGGCACAGGGACGCUGGUGAGCAGGGCCGGGGACCUGGUGACCAUGGCGUGCCCGGCCCGGGGCUCCCCGCCCAUCCACGUGAGCUGGCUCAAGGACGGGCUGCCGCUGCCCCUGUCCCAGCGCACCCAACUCCACGGUACAGGCCGCACUCUCAGGAUUUCCCAGGUGCAGCUGGCAGACUCGGGCACCUUCACCUGCGUGGCCGUGAGCCUGGCCGGCGUGGCCAGCAGGAACUUCACCUUGCAGGUGCUCGUGCCCCCCAUCCUGGAACCGGCAGACUUCCAGGGCGAUGUGGUGGUGGCCCCUGGCUCCUCUGUGGUUCUGCCGUGUGAGGCCCGGGGGAGCCCCCUGCCCCUCGUGUCCUGGAUGAAGGACGGGGAGCCCUUGCUGCCCCAGAGCCUGGAGCAGGGGCCUGGCCUGCAGCUGGAGAGAGUGGGAGCCGGCGACUCGGGGACCUACUCCUGCAUGGCCACCAGCGAGGCGGGGGAGGCGAGGAGGCACUUCCGGCUGACCGUGAUGGACCCACCCCGCAUCCAGGACUCAGGCCAGCCUGCAGAGCUGUCGCUGACGGCCGGCGCCCCCAUGGAGCUCCUGUGUGAUGCCCGCGGCAUCCCCCCACCCAAUGUCACCUGGCAUAAGGACGGGCAGGUCCUGCGUGGGCCGGAGGACAGCAGCCGAGCUGGCCGCGUGUUCCGCGUGGAGCGCAUGCAGGUGGGUGACGCAGGGCUGUACACCUGCCUGGCCGAGAGCCCUGCGGGCGAGGCUGAGAAGAGCUUCCGGGUCAGAGUUCAAGCCCCUCCAAACGUGGUUGGGCCCCGGGGUCCCCGCGCUGUGGUCGGCCUGGCCCCGGGGCAGCUGGUCCUGGAGUGCUCCGUGGAGGCAGAGCCAGCACCCGAGAUCGAGUGGCACCGAGACGGCGUCCUGUUGCAGGCGGACACACACACCCAGUUCCCGGAGCACGGCAGAUUCCUGCAGCUGCAGGACCUGAGUGCGGCCGACAGCGGCCACUACAGCUGCACGGCCCGCAACCAGGCGGGCAGCACCAGCGUGGCCUUCCACGUGGAGAUCCACAUGGCGCCCGCCAUCCAGCCGGGACCACGUUCGGUGAAUGCCUCGGUGAACCAGACGGCACUGCUGCCAUGCCGGGUCACUGGCGAGCCCCCGCCCCUUGUGAGCUGGCGGAAGGAUGGGGUACCACUGGACGGGGCACCCAGGAUGGAGGUUCUGACUGAUGGGUCUCUGAGGAUCCAGCCUGUCCUCUCCCAGGAUGCUGGCCACUACUUCUGCCUGGCAUCCAACUCUGCUGGCUCUGAUCGGCAGGGCCGUGACCUCCAGGUCUUCGAGCCUCCGGCCAUCGCCCCCGGCCCCUCCAACUUCACCCUCACCGCGCCCAGCCCGGCCGUGCUGCCCUGCGAGACCAGCGGCUCCCCCAAGCCCCUGGUGGCCUGGUGGAAAGACGGACAGAAGUUGGACCUCCACGUGCAGCAGGGCGCCUACCGCCUCCUGCCCUCCAAUGCCCUGCUGCUUGUGGCCCCCAGUGCCCAGGACUCAGCUCAGUUUGAGUGCGUGGUGAGCAACGAGGUGGGCGAGACCCGCAGGCUCUACCAGGUGACCGUGCAGGAGCCUCCGACCAUCGCAGACGACCAGACGGCCUUCACCGUGACCAGGAUGGCACCCGUGGUCCUCACCUGCCACAGCACGGGGGUGCCAGUCCCCACCGUGUCCUGGAGCAGGGCGGGCACCCAGCUGGGGACCCGGGGGAGCGGCUACCGCGUGUUGCCUUCCGGUGCCCUGGAGAUCGGGCAGGCGCUGCCCAUCCACGCUGGCCGCUACACCUGCACAGCCCGCAAUGCUGCCGGAGUGGCCCGCAAGCACGUGCUCCUCACUGUGCAGGCCUCCCCUGUGGUGAAGCCGCUGCCCAGCGUGGUCCAGGUGGUGGCAGAGGAGGAGGUGCUGCUGCCCUGUGAGGCCUCAGGCAUCCCCUGGCCCACUGUCACCUGGCAGAAAGAGGGGUUCAACGUCCCUGCAGGAGCCAGGAGCCAGGUCCUCCCGAGCGGGCAGCUGCGGCUCAUCCGUGCCCACCCUGAGGAUGCUGGGAACUACUUUUGCGUGGCCCAGAACAGCGCGGGCAGCGCCAUGGGCAGGACGCGGCUGGUGGUGCAAGCACCCCCCGUGAUCGAGAGCGGCCUCCCGGACCUGUCCACCACGGAAGGCUCCCACGCCCUCCUGCCCUGUGUGGCCAGGGGCAGCCCGCAGCCCGACAUCCGCUGGGAGAAGGAUGGCCAGCCAGUGACCGUGUCCGGAGCCCAGGGCAAGUUCAGCCUCCAGCCCUCGGGGGAGCUACUGGUGAAGAACUCCGAGGGUCGGGACGCGGGCACCUACACCUGCACGGCGGAGAAUGCGGUGGGCCGGGCCCGGCGGCGUGUGCACCUCACCAUCCUGGCACUGCCUGUCCUCACCACGCUGCCCGGGGACCGCAGCCUGCGCCUUGGGGACAGGCUGUGGCUGCGCUGCGCUGCCCGGGGCAGCCCGACCCCCCGCCUCGGCUGGACCCUGAACGACCGGCCAGUCACAGAUGGCGUGUCCGAGCAGGACGGGGGCAGCACACUGCAGCGGGCAGCGGUGACCAGAGAGGACAGCGGGACCUAUGUCUGCUGGGCUGAGAACAGAGUGGGCCGUGUGCAGGCGGUCAGCUUUGUGCACGUGAAGGAGGCCCCUGUCCUCCAAGGCGAAGCCGUCUCUCACCUGGUGGAGCCUGUAGGGGGCAGCAUCCAGCUAGACUGCGUGGUCCGUGGUGAUCCAGACCCUGACAUCCGCUGGACCAAAGAUGGUCUUCCACUGUGGGACAGCCGCCUGCGGGUACAGAACGGCUCGCUGACCAUCCGCAAGACCAAGAUGGCCGAUGCGGGGCAGUACCAGUGCCUGGCUGAGAACGAGGUGGGCGCCGUGAAGAAAGUGGUGACCCUCGUCCUACAGAGUCCGCCGGUGUUCCAGGCGGAGCCCCAGGACAUCACAGCGAGGCCCGGUGAAGACGUGGUCCUGCGGUGCCAGGCCACUGGAGAGCCAGGACCCACCAUCGAGUGGCUGCGUGCGGGGCGACCCUUGCGGGCUGGCCGGCGACUCUGGACCCUGCAAGACGGGAGCCUGGCGCUGGAGCGUGUGGAGGCUGGGGACGCCGGGGCGUACGAGUGCGUUGCUCACAACCUCCUGGGCUCUGCCACCGCCAGGGCGCUCCUGGUUGUGAGAGAGCACCCCCAGGGCAGCCGGGGCAGCAUGAUUGGGGUGAUCAACGGCCGGGAGUUCGGCGUGGCCACGCUCAACACCAGUGUGCAACAGGAGGCGCUUUCCGGAGUCACCACCAUCCGGAGCAGCGUGAGCCGCAUCCCGGCGGACGUGGGGCCUCUGAUGCGGGUACUGGUGGUCACCAUCGCCCCCAUCUACUGGGCCCUGGCUGGAGAGAGCAAGGAGGCACCAAAUGGCCUUUCCUUGACGGGUGGCAGCUUCCAGCAGGAGUCACACGUGGAGUUUGCUACAGGGGAGCUGCUCAGGAUGACCCAGGUGGCUCGGGGCCUGGACCCGGACGGGCUCCUGCUCCUGGACGUGGUGGUCAAUGGCGCUGUCCCCGAGGCCCUGGCGGACGAAGACCUCCAAGUGCAGGACUUCGAGGAGCGCUAUGUGCAGACAGGGCCCGGCCAGCUCUUCGUGGGCUCCACGCAGCGCUUCCUCCACAACAACAUCCCUGGACUCCUCCGCUGCAACCACAGCAUCCGGUACGCAGCAGCGCGGGGCCCCCAGCCCCAGCUGGUGCAGCACCUCCGGGCCUCGGCUAUCAGCUCGGCCUUCGACCCUGAGGCCCAGGCCCUGCGCUACCAGCUCACCUCGGCCCUGCAAGCUGAGGAGCAUGAGGUGGGGUGCCCUGAGGGCUUUGAGCCGGACGCCCGAGGAGAGUUUUGUGUGGACAGGGACGAGUGCACGGGCGGCCCCAGCCCCUGCUCCCACUCCUGUGACAACGUGCCCGGCCGCUUCUCCUGCUCCUGUCCGGCCGGCUUCACCCUGGCCUGGGAUGAGAGGAACUGCAGAGACGUGGACGAAUGUGCGUGGGACACCCACCUCUGCCAAGAGGGACAGCGCUGUGUGAACCUGCUCGGCUCCUACCGCUGCCUCCCUGACUGCGGGCCCGGCUUCCGGGUGGCGGCUGACGGGGCCGGCUGCGAAGAUGUGGAUGAAUGCCUGGAGCAGCUGGAUGAGUGUCACCACGAGCAGCUCUGUGAGAACACCGCAGGCGGCCACCGCUGCAGCUGCCCCAGGGGGUACCGGACCCAGGGCCCUGGCCUGCCCUGCCUAGACGUCAAUGAGUGCCAGCAGCUGCCUAAGCCCUGUGCCUACCAGUGCCACAACCUCCAGGGUAGCUACCGCUGUCUGUGUCCACCGGGCCAUGCCCUCCUCCGCGACGGCAAGGCCUGUAUCCCACUUGAGCGGAGGAGACAGAAUGUGACCGUUGUCAGCCACCAGGGCCCCUUGGUGCCCUGGCCACGGCCCCGGGCCCCCAUCCCCAGUGGCUCUUACCAUGCCUGGGUCUCCCGGCAGUCGGGACCCAGAGCCCUGAGCAGUGUGGGCCGGGCCUGGUGCCCACCUGGCUUCAUCCGGCAGAACGGCGCCUGCGUGGACCUUGAUGAGUGCCAGGUGCGCAGCCUGUGCCAACACACCUGCCGGAACACCGAGGGCAGCUACCAGUGCCUCUGUCCUGCUGGCUACCGCCUCCUGCCCAGCGGGAAGAACUGCCAGGACAUCAAUGAGUGCGAGGAGGAUGGCAUCCAGUGUGAGCCGGGCCAAAUGUGCUUCAACACCCGCGGCGGCUUCCAGUGCGUGGACACGCCCUGCCCCGACACGUACCGGCAGGGCACCAGCCCCGGGACCUGCUUCCGCCGCUGCUCGCAGGACUGCGACGCCGAGGGCCCCGCCACGCUGCAGUACCGGCUGCUGCCGCUGCCCCUGGGCGUGCGCGCCCACCACGACGUGGCGCGCCUGGCCGCCUUUUCCGAGCCCGGCGUCCCCGCCGACCGCACUGGGCGCCGUCUACACCCGCCGCGCGCUCACCCGCGCCGGCCUCUACCGGCUCACCGUGCGCGCCGCCGCGCCGCGCCACCAGAGCGUCUACGUGCUGCUCAUCGCCGUGUCCCCCUACCCGUACUGAGGCCGGCCCCGCGGCGGCGGCUGGGGCAUACCCUUCUCCCGCGUGCGUCAGCGGAGCUUCGGUCAACAGCGCCCAGCCAGCGGCCUUGACGCGGCGCCUGGGGCGCACAGCCCGUGGGCAGGGCCCGGCGUCACCCACCGCAGAGGCUGCCAGGCCUCGAGGGGAGCUGGGCAGGAACACAUACCUGGGUCCAGGGAGGGGGAACUGGGGACACCACAGCGGUCACCCUUCCGCGCCUGGCACGGUCCUCCCGAGCUCCCUUGUGUUAGGAGAUAAAGCAAUGGUUUCUAA
Messenger RNA from Chinchilla lanigera (long-tailed chinchilla), 15526 nucleotides. It is a transcript of the gene Hmcn2, whose product is annotated as hemicentin 2. Gene Ontology annotation, biological process: homophilic cell-cell adhesion; synapse organization. Gene Ontology annotation, cellular component: neuronal cell body; plasma membrane; axon. NCBI's taxonomy places the organism in Eukaryota, Metazoa, Chordata, Mammalia, Rodentia, Chinchillidae. The record is from RefSeq and is a predicted model, not a curated record. Gene Ontology annotation, molecular function: axon guidance receptor activity; calcium ion binding.